Molecule: messenger RNA, 1096 nt
Organism: Gekko japonicus
Lineage: Eukaryota; Metazoa; Chordata; Lepidosauria; Squamata; Gekkonidae
Product: 26S proteasome non-ATPase regulatory subunit 1
Exons: 8
Coding region: 24-869 (281 amino acids)
Biological process (GO): proteasome-mediated ubiquitin-dependent protein catabolic process
Cellular component (GO): proteasome regulatory particle, base subcomplex; proteasome storage granule; nucleus
Source: RefSeq, a predicted model, not a curated record
AAGCGAUUAAUUUGCUGGAGCCCAUGACCAACGACCCCGUGAACUACGUGCGUCAGGGGGCUCUGAUCGCCUCCGCCCUGAUCAUGAUCCAACAGACAGAGAUCCUGUGUCCAAAGGUCAGCCAGUUCAGGCAGCUCUACUCCAAAGUCAUCAACGACAAACACGAUGACGUGAUGGCCAAGUUUGGAGCGAUCCUAGCCCAAGGCAUCUUGGACGCAGGCGGUCACAACGUCACCAUUUCCCUGCAGUCGCGGACCGGGCACACGCACAUGCCCUCGGUGGUCGGAGUUCUGGUCUUCACUCAGUUCUGGUUCUGGUUCCCGCUCUCCCACUUCUUGUCGCUGGCUUUCACCCCGACCUGCGUCAUUGGCCUCAACAAAGACCUGAAGAUGCCCAAAGUGCAGUACAGAUCCAACGUGAAGCCCUCGACUUUUGCCUAUCCAGCUCCUUUGGAGGUGCCGAAGGAGAAGGAGAAAGAGAAGGUGUCCACCGCUGUGCUGUCCAUCACUGCAAAAGCCAAGAAGAAGGAGAAAGAAAAGGAAAAAGAGAAAAAAGAAGAGGAAAAAAUGGAAGUGGACGAGACGGAGAAGAAGGAGGAGAAGGAGAAGAAGAAGGAGCCCGAGCCCUCCUUCCAGCUGCUGGACAACCCAGCCCGGGUGAUGCCUGCCCAGCUCAAGGUCCUCACCAUGCCGGAGAGCUGCCGCUACCAGCCCUUCAAGACCCUUUCCAUCGGCGGCAUCAUCGUCCUGCGAGAUACCAGCGAGGACACCGAGGAGCUGGUCGAGCCGGUGGCGGCGCACGGGCCAAAGAUCGAGGAGGAGGAACAGGAGCCAGAACCCCCGGAGCCAUUUGAGUACAUCGACGACUAGGAUGCGGGAUCCGUGGAAGAGUCCCGGUCCUUCAAGAAGCUGGCCUUUGCGUCUGAUAUUGGAAACGCGCCAGAAGGAAGUCCCCGCGGCCCAAGGCACGCCCCCAUCACAUCCAUGCUGGCCAACCGCACGCAGUCCACGUUUUAGGGUUGACAGACGGAAAAUGUAUCCUAUUUAGUGUACGCUUUCACAGGAACCUGGUUUUCAGAAUAAAUAAAUUAAAACUC